This is a messenger RNA of Trypanosoma conorhini, 846 nucleotides long. RefSeq lists its product as uncharacterized. The record is from RefSeq and is a predicted model, not a curated record. NCBI's taxonomy places the organism in Eukaryota, Euglenozoa, Kinetoplastea, Trypanosomatida, Trypanosomatidae. Bases 1 to 846 code for a protein of 281 amino acids. The transcript has a single exon.
AUGGGCAACAACUUCGCACGCUUCCUUCCGUUUUCACAGUCCGCCAAGGCGGGGGGCGCGGAGGGGACGCGAGAGGCCCCAGCGCCGCAGUUUGAGGUGGGUGCGGCGCUGGAGGAGGUGGAGCCGGACGUCUACCUGAAGCGGGACACCGCCAUGACGCCGAGCAUCCUGCUCACUGGCAAGCAGUUUCUCACGCUGCAGCGGCACCUCCCCGCGCGUGUGCAAAGCAGACGCUGGCGUCUGUUGUUCUGCAGCGGCCUUCACGGCUUUUCGCGCGUCGCGCUGCAGAACAGUUGCACGAAGGAGCUUAGAAGGGCGCGGGGCAAAGAGCGGCCUGCGAUCUUGAUAAUUUCCGCAGGCAGUGAGGGGAAUAUAUUGCUGGGGGCCUACGUUUCUUGCAUCCCGCAGGCGUCAAACAAGCGGUACGUUGGCACCGAGGAAAGCUUUCUCUUCUGCGUGCCGCCGCCCUCCUCCUCUUCCUCCUCCUCUUCUUCCUACUCCUCCUCCUCGGACGGGGAGCUGUGCAUCUUCACGGCCCCGGAAAAUGCGGCGAAUCACUACUUUAUGCGUUGCGACAAUGGCAGCAUCGCCGUUGGCGGCGGUGGCAAGGGCCCCGCAAUUUUUCUUCACGAUGACCUCGCCACUGUGUCCUGCAGCACCUUCUGCCCCACCUUUGGCCUCAAGGAGUCACUUCUGCUUCUCAACGCGCGGUCGAACGGUUAUUGCGAUGCCGCUGCGGCUGCGGGUUGCCCAAGUGACGUGCGAUUGGAGGGCGGUGAGCCGGCCGCGUCCGUGCGGUCGAUUCAGCUGUGGACCGUAGGCGACGAGUACUUCGUGGCCUCGUAA